Molecule: messenger RNA, 2604 nt
Organism: Solea senegalensis (Senegalese sole)
Lineage: Eukaryota; Metazoa; Chordata; Actinopteri; Pleuronectiformes; Soleidae
Gene: arl8
Product: ADP-ribosylation factor-like 8
Exons: 6
Coding region: 362-901 (179 amino acids)
Biological process (GO): intracellular protein transport; vesicle-mediated transport; protein localization to Golgi membrane
Cellular component (GO): cytoplasm; trans-Golgi network
Molecular function (GO): GTP binding; GTPase activity
Source: RefSeq, a predicted model, not a curated record
UCACCGGACUACAGCAGCAGCAGCAGCAGCGUCGGACGGUCAACACGUAGCUGCGCUUGUAACAGCACACUGUCAGGCGGUUAAACGUCAGAAAACAAGUCGCCACUUCUGUGUUACAUUACGCUGUUUUAUCGUCACGGUUGUUAGCUGUUGUCGGUGCGCAUGGAGUCCGCGUUAAAACAGUCAGCGAUGUGUUUUGCAGAUAAGGGUUCCUCCAGCUAAUGUUAGCUAGCCGCAGCCAGCCACGGAUCGUACGGUGUGGACGGUGAGAGAAGAGGCUCGGUGCUGCUGUUGCCGCCGCUGCUGCUAACGAACGGACACACACAAACACACACACACACCGGUGUUCACCUUCUUAACAAUGGGCCUCAUAUUCGCUAAACUGUGGAGCUUCUUCUGUAACCAAGAGCACAAGGUGAUAAUUGUUGGACUAGACAACGCAGGGAAAACCACUAUACUCUAUCAAUUUCUGAUGAACGAGGUAGUCCAUACAUCUCCCACCAUCGGAAGCAACGUGGAGGAGAUAGUGGUGAAGAACACCCACUUCCUUAUGUGGGACAUUGGAGGGCAGGAGUCGCUCCGGUCUUCCUGGAACACUUACUACUCCAAUACGGAGUUCAUCAUCCUGGUGGUGGACAGCACAGACCGAGAGAGACUGGCCAUCUCUAAAGAGGAGCUCUACAGGAUGUUGGCUCAUGAGGAUCUGCGAAAAGCAGCUGUGCUGAUAUUUGCCAACAAGCAGGAUAUGAAGGACUGUAUGUCUGCUGCAGAGAUCUCCAAAUACCUCACCCUGAGCUCCAUCAAAGACCAUCCGUGGCAUAUACAGUCCUGCUGUGCACUUACAGGAGAGGGUUUAUGUCAAGGUCUUGAAUGGAUGACCUCCAGGGCUGGGCUCAGAUAGCCCCUCCCUCAGCCAUUGAUGGCCUCACUACCUGAACCAGCCACACGGUGGCGACACAGCUGGUUUACUGUUCCUUUUUUAAAUUUUAAUGACGGACUUGGACUUUGACCUCUACAGACGGUACAGUGUGGACGCACUGGCGUGCCUGGCUGUUACAGUGAAAAUCAAUGAAAAACCAGAACAUGUGAACUGAACUGUUUUGGAGCGAGAAACUGUUUUUUACCAUAAAGGAGCAGAUGAUUAUCUGAGAUGAGAGGAAAUCCAAGUGCAAGGCACGGCUGCGCUGGAUUUGGACCAUUUCCACUUCGUAUAUUACAUCAUUUCAGAGUCGGCCAAGACAUCAUGGUGAUUUCCAGUUUGGAUAAUAUGAUGCAGCUGUAUUUUUAACACUACUUUUUAACUUUUUUUUUCAUUUUUUUUGUUGCUUCUCUGAGUUUGUUCAUGUUCAGGUCAAAUAUAACAAGACAAACGAGGGGAUUCGUUGUCAGCAGUAUUGUAAAAACGAGUCUUGAUGGUGAGGGUGGCACCAGGUUUUUGCACAAAGCUCAUCAGGAGUUUUACUCAAUUAUGUUUUCACAAUCUGUUACAUUUCUUUUGAGUUUCAUAAGCUACACCUUCUGUGGUUAUUCUCACUCUAGUUCUCGCGGUUGUUGUGGUGGAGUUAAAACUCCCUCUUUUUUAAUUCUGAGCCUGUACUUGUAUGUUACAAGCCAAAUUAUCUCAAUUCAAAAAGUGUUGGCAUGCGACGUUUCUCCAUUUUAAUAUAAUCCAAGGAACAAAGAGAAAUGAUUUUAGCUAUUUAUUUAAUUUAGCAAAUGGCUAAAAAAAAAAAGCAUGAAAUGGCAGUCGUGUCAUUUCAGGGGCAAGUACCAUGUUCUGUUUUUAAUAACAGUAUUUUAAAUUUAAACACUGUCAAUGUCAGUGAUGCAUUAUAAUUUUUUAAAGGUUUUAUUCUGUAAUUUUUCCCUUUUAUUAAUUGCUCUGUUGCGUUGCUUAUUGCGAGUGCGUAUCUAGGCCUGUUUUGUAUUAACACAUGGUCGUUGGUGCUCCACUAGUAUGUGUAUGUGUGAGUGAGUGUAACCAAUCCACCGCAUCCUGUUGUAAACAUUUUUACUACAUUUCUGCUGCGAACUUGGCAUGUAUGCAUCUUAAAAUGUUUAUUAUUUCCAAACAAAAGGAUCAGAAUAAGCUGCCAUGAAGUAGGUGCCACACAUUUGUCGGAGGAUGUUUCUCAUAAUGAACCACGCGUUAUACUCGAUCCUCAGCCUUAACUAAGCUGUUACUUAGUGUCUGGAGGACCAUGUGUGUAGAUCUGACGGCCUGCUCAUAAUGUCUUGCCCUUUGAUGCGGCGUAAGAAUUCCUUGAACUUGCCAACAGAUCUGGAUGCGACAUUUUGAAACCAAAGGUUCAAAGUGUCGGAGACAGGAGGUGCAUAUGUUUCAUGACAUCUAAACCAAAACGGUGAUGAGCCUGUGAGGAUGUUGGUCUGGAAAGGCCACUGAUUCUAUAGAAUUUAUUAUCUAUUGUAGUGAGACAAAGUAUUUUUUCACCCGUGCAGCCCCCAGACUCUUCGCGGCAUAAAGGUUUACAGUACAUUUACCGUGAUCUCACAAAGCAUAGAAUUGUGAUCUACUGUCAGCGUGGUGGUUUAUUCUAGUCUGGGUCAUGUACUGUAUGUUUUUAAUAAAAAAGUUUGUCUUGA